Messenger RNA from Nakaseomyces glabratus, 2637 nucleotides. RefSeq names its product Utp14p (gene UTP14). Lineage: Eukaryota; Fungi; Ascomycota; Saccharomycetes; Saccharomycetales; Saccharomycetaceae. The record is from RefSeq and is a predicted model, not a curated record. Gene Ontology annotation, cellular component: small-subunit processome; nucleolus. Gene Ontology annotation, biological process: rRNA processing.
AUGGCAAAACGUAAAGGAAAUACAAGAUCUAAAAGCUCCAAGAGAGCUUUAAAUGCCCUUGAACUUGCAGAGAGGGAAGUUGGAGGUCAAGAUUCUGAAGAAGAAGAAGAAUUUUAUGAUAGAAAUAAGAAGAAUGGUACUGUUGUUAAUCUUUUGAAGAUGGUAAACGGGGGUGACGAUGAAGAUGUUGAGGAUGGCGGUGAUUCUUUUGAAGAUGAAGAGCUAGACUCUGAUGAAGCGCUUGGUUCAGACGAUGACUAUGAUAUCCUAAAUUCAAAGAUGUCUCAAACUAUCCGUGACAAGAAGAAAAGAGGUGAAUAUAAUAGUGAAGAGGAGGAGGAGAAUUAUACUUCUAUCGAUGAAGAUGAACUUAUGCCACUAUCGCAAAUUUGGGAUAUGGACACCAAGGGUGGAGAUGAUACCAAAGGUUCAACGACAAGAGAUGAAAGCUUACAACUUGCUAGUGAUGUAGAUAGCUCAUCUGAAGGUUCAUCUUCCUCUGAUGAGGAAUCCAGCGAUGAUGAAAGCCAAGAAAGUGAGGAUCCAUUUGAUGAAAUUUCAGAUGAUGAAGAAGAUAUUGAUCUUGCUAAUGUUACUUCAAAGUUAGUAAAAGAGACUGAAAUGCACGUUCCAAAAAAACUAAGUAACUAUGGUCAUGGUGAAGCUAAUGAUUUUGCUCUGCCAUCAUUAACUAGCGAAUCCGGGAUUCAGAAGUUGAGUAUGGAAGAAAUGAUGGGCGCCAUAGAUGAUAAACAUGCAGUGACACAAGCCAGUCUUCUGAAAGGUAAGUCAUUAGCAACUGCAGUUCCACUACCACAGAGAAUUCAGCAAAGAAAUGAGCGUAAAGCAGCCUAUGAAAUCUCUAAAGAAGAAAUGAAUAAAUGGACUGAAGUUGUUCAGCAGAAUAGAAGAGCCGAGCACCUAGUAUUAGGUUCGAAUAAAGAAAAAGUUCACAAUGACGCUUCAGCUUUUACAAGAAUGACAGAGAAGCCUACUUCUGAACUUCAAAGUAAGGUCGAUGAACUACUAGGCGAAAGUAAUUUAGUUGAUCCUCAAAAGGAAUCCACUUUUGAAGAGCUUGCUACUGCAAAGAUGACUCCUGAAGAGAUGAAGAAAAGGACGGCUGAGAUGAGGCUGAUGAGGGAGCUUAUGUUUAGAGAAGAGCGCAAAGCUAAGAGAUUAAAGAAAAUUAAGUCGAAAACUUAUAGAAGAAUCAAAAAGAAAGAAGCUAUGAAGAACAGAGAACUUGCCGGAUUGUCUGAUGAGAGUGAUACUGAACAUGACAUUAGAAGAGCAAAGGAAAGAAUGACGCUAAAACAUAAGACAAGCUCUAAGUGGGCUAAAGACAUGAUAAAACAUGGUAUGGCAAAUGACAAGGAAACCAGAGAAGAAAUGGAAGAAAUGUUGAGACAAGGUGAAAAACUAAGAGAUAAGAUCAUUGAUAGGCAAUCGGGUGACUCAGAUAAUAAUAUUAGCGAUAUUGAACAAGACUCAGAGCAAGAUAUUGAUGUGGAAAAGGUUGGAAAAACUGGUGUGAUGAAUAUGGCUUUCAUGAAAAAUGCUGAAGCCAGAGAAAAGGCAGAAAACAAACAGUUUAUUGAGAAAUUAAGGGAAUUUGAAAAGACAGGUGAUGAUGAUCUCUUUGAAAGCGAUGAUGAAAAGCCAGUCAUUGAGGGUAAGGACACAGUAACAUCCAUUAAUAAAGGAAGAAGAACUUAUGCUCCUGGUGAUUUGGAAAUGAGGCAUGAAAUGAAAAAAAUUAAAGAAGAAGUUAGGAAGGAAAAGGAAAUAGACGAGUCCAGAACUUUAGUUAACAGAUUAAAGCGUAGAAAUGAAAAUAAUGAGGAAGAAAUAAUUGAUGUUGUUGAAGAAGUUGUGCCGCCUAAAGAAGAAAAAACUGCCCCAAAAUCAAAAACUAAAUCAGAGUCCAGUAAUCCAUGGCUUGAUGGGAGUGAUGAUGAAGAUGUUAAUGUCAAGCAGUCUAGCAAAGUACAUAUCAUUGACAAAGAUAGCUCAAAGCUUUCUAAGAGUGCUAACAAGAUUGAGAAAGCCAAGGCCAAGAGUAAGAAAUCUAAUAAAAGAGAAAAUGAUAGUGAUGAAUUACUGCUAACUACAGAUAAGUCCAAUUCUCUGAAGAUUGUUGAUCCUUAUGGUGGAUCUGAUGAUGAAGGUCAGGAAUUUAUGUUCAAACAACAAGAUGUCAUUGCGGAAGCGUUUGCAGGUGAUGAUGUUGUUGCGGAAUUUGAACAAGAGAAGACCAGAGUUGCUGAUGAUGAAGGUGAUAAAGAAGAAGAUGUUACAUUACCUGGCUGGGGUGAUUGGGCAGGUUCUGGUGUGAACCCUAGAAAGAAGAGGAAAUUUAUCAAGAAGAUCAAGGGUGUUGUUGAUAAAGAUAAGAGAAAGGACAAGUACUUAAAGAAUGUCAUAAUAAAUGAAAAGGUGAAUAAGAAAAAUAUGAAAUACCAAUCAUCUGCCGUUCCAUUCCCAUUUGAGAGCAGGGAACAGUACGAGAGAUCGUUGCGUAUGCCACUUGGUCAAGAAUGGACUGCCAGAUCUACUCAUCAAAAGAUGAUCAAACCUAGAGUCAUAACCAAACCUGGUCAAGUCAUUGAUCCAUUAAAAAAUCCAUUCAGUUAG